UGCCGAUAGACCCUGGUUGCCCUCACACUGGUGCACAACACAGGUGUGACUGCAUCUGACCUGUUAAUCAUCAGCGCGGUACAGACAUCAGUUUCAGUCUUUAUCUCAGACAUUUGACUUACACUUGGCUAUCUACUUUUAUCUGCUUUGUGCAUCUUUGGCAGCUCCACUUUAGGAGCACUUUUGGACUUUCUGAUUCAGACUAGUUACAGAGCAGCACAUUUUUAAGUGUGCAUUGACAAAAAGCUAGAAAGAUGAAUUUUGAUGAAAUUCUCAGUCUUAUUGGAGGCUUUGGGAAGUUCCAGAAGAUCUUGUACGUAUGGAUCUGUCUACCUCAGAUCUUUCUAGCAUUCCACAUGCUGGUCUCUGUCUUCACUGGAGCUGUUCCUCCACAUUUAUGCCGCUCUUCGUGGCCCUCAGCGGGUGCUCCAGCCUCUUCGAACUUCACCUUCAGCCAUUUAUCUGCCCCUGGUGGUCAGCCUGACCUGUCCUGCUCUGUUCCAUUGAACCACAGCAUUGCUGUGGCUCUUGACAGUGGACACCCUACUGGGAGCUGCCAGGGCGGCUGGGAAUACAGCAAAGAGACCUUCCAAAGCACCAUAGUAACUGAGUGGGACCUGGUUUGUGACAGCGCCAGCCUGAACAACGUGGGCUCCUCCAUAUACAUGCUUGGCCUCCUAGUUGGAGCUGUUGUCUUUGGGAGCUUAGCUGAUAAGUACGGUCGCAGGAUAGUCAUUCUCUUGAACCUGGCUAUCCAGGUCAUCUUUGGGGUUGGUGCUGCUUUCGCCCCUAAUUUCUACGUCUACAUUGCCCUUCGCUUUAUGAUUGGAACAUCCAUCUCUGGUGUCAUCAUGAAUGCCUUUGUCCUAGGCACAGAAUGGACAGGAUCUAAGCAGCGGAUGUUGGCUGGUAUAAUCACCGACUACUUUUUCGGCGUUGGCUACAUUCUGCUUGCCGGGGUGGCGUACCUCAUAAGAGACUGGCGUAAACUGCAGCUGGCUAUCUCAGCACCUGGUUUCCUCUUCAUCUUUUACAUCUGGGUGUUGCCAAAGUCAGCCCGCUGGUUAAUGGCCAAUGACAGACAAGAGGAAGCAUGGGAACUGAUCCGGAAAGCAGCGCAGAUGAAUGGAAAGCCCCUCACCAAACAAUUAGAGAUCUGUCAGGUUUAUAAAAUUGAGGAGAAAAGUGAGGAGAAGAAAAAAUACUCAUUCAUUGACCUUGUUCGAACCCCCAAAAUGAGGAAGCAUUCUCUGAUUGUUUUUUAUCUGUGGUUUGCCAAUGUGCUCGUGUACUACGGCCUGUCUCUCAACAUUUCUGACUUUGGAAUGAACAUCUAUCUGACCCACAUGAUCUUUGGCCUGGUGGAGAUGCCUGCACGCACCAUCACCCUGUUCACCCUCAACCGCUCCCGCAAGAUCUCCCAGCUGGCCUUCCUGGCUGUGGGUGGCACAGCCUGCCUGCUCACCAUCUUCAUCCCCAGUGACCUGUCUGUCAUUAAAACCGUGCUGGCCAUGAUUGGGAAGUUUGGGAUCACAGCCUCUCUUUCCAUUAUUUACGUGUACUCAGCGGAGGUGUUCCCCACUAUUAUCAGACAGAAUGGGAUCGGUAUUGGCUCCAUGUGCGCUCGGAUCGGAGGAGUCCUGGCUCCCAUGCUGUACCUUCUGAGGAGCAUAAGUCCGCACGCUCCCAUGGUGCUGUGUGGCCUCUGCCCUCUGCUGGGCUCUGUCCUCACCCUGCUGCUACCUGAGACAGCCAACAAGCCCCUGCCUGACACCAUCGAAGACGUAGAGGGAUCCGACCUCAGUGAGGGCGGCAGUCUGAAGCAAGUCGUCUUUGAGAAGGACGUCGUCGGCAGCACCAGGAUUGACUGCUGAGAUGAGCUGCUACAUCUCAUGAGACAGUCACUACUUUUCAGGCCUUUUCCAAAGGCAAACGUCUAUGCUUCCAGGGGAAGUUAACAUGGGACUUUGUUUUUCAGAUUCUGAACACUAGAGCAGUUUGUGUCGAAGUGUUUUUACUCUUUUUCACUAUAUUUUGUAUAAGUUUGUUUUUAUAUGUUGUAAGUGGAAUGGAACAACUAAUAUUAAUACAAUUAAUAUUGUAAUAUUAAGAAUAAAAUGUACAGAGAAAAUUAA
Epinephelus lanceolatus (giant grouper) is the source of this 2135-nucleotide messenger RNA. RefSeq names its product organic cation transporter protein. Lineage: Eukaryota; Metazoa; Chordata; Actinopteri; Perciformes; Serranidae. Gene Ontology annotation, molecular function: transmembrane transporter activity. Gene Ontology annotation, biological process: transmembrane transport. The record is from RefSeq and is a predicted model, not a curated record. Gene Ontology annotation, cellular component: membrane.